AGUACGAUGCAGUACCUACUACUGGUGAAAUGUCAACAAAAAGUAUGGAGAAGGUAAUAUUCAAACGUGGAAUAUCUUAUCACCAUGGUUAUCAAAAUUUCAUUUAGUUGUUCGUAUAGUUAUGUGUUGCGUUUUUCAUAACCAUAGUUACAAAUUUAAGCUUAUUAUAUAAAUAUGUAUUCGCGUUAACGCCGUGUAAUUUUUAUCAUCGUCGAGCUUUUAUUUUUUUCUUUCGCUAAUAAGGUUUCGAUAUCUCGUUAAAUUAAUUCAUACGGCGGUUAAAUGUAGAAAAAUUCGCGAUUUAUGGUGAUUUUUGUAUUCGUAUGUGCAGUUACGUGUUUAAAAGGAGUUUUUUUUUCACUUCGGUCGGCCGAGUACGUGGAUAUAAUUUCGUUCGAGUUGUUCGAUUAAAGCAGUCUACGGUGUAAAAUGUGUUAGUGCUGCGAUGAAGAUGACAUAUUACAAUUUUUCAACAUCGAUGGUUCGUUCGAUUCAUUUAUGGUUUUAUUAAUGUCGGAUUUAUACAUAGCGACGCCAAAUGAUCUUCUCCUUAGGUUACCAGGAUUAUUGAUGGUCAUUAGUUUGACAUGUUAAACGAGUUUGGAUCCUAUGCGGACGCUCUGGAUAAUACAAAAACCGACCUAGGUAGGAAAAACUUGAACCUCGCAUCCGACCGCGGUAACUUCUGCGCCAGCAAUGUCAACGAUAUCGGGCCACGACCUGCAAAUUUGCCCGUACCUGCUGCAACGUGGAACUGUAACCCGUAUCUGGGCAAUUUCUACAACUACUACGGCGGCGGUAACAACUCGUACGAGACGUCGGAUGUGCACCAAUACGACAAUCGAAAAUGCGCCGGCAGCGUGUACCAAUCUUCGCCUCGCAAUUACACCCAGCACGCUAUCCCAUCGGCGUCUGUGCUGCAAUGCUGCGACCCUCGAUGCCAGCUAUUCUCCGAUCAUUCGAAAUACCCUUUUAGUAACACUUUAGCCAACAAGUAUAAUAAUCCGCAGCGUACCAAGGGGACUAAAAAUUGUUACGAUGCUGCGCUGGAGCAGACGACCACCGGGUCGCCGACGACGCCGACUACCCCUUUGAAACCAGACAAGACUAUCGAUCGGAGUAAAUAUCCGUCUUUCGCUUACGCUCCGAUGCAACCUAAUAUGAAUAAAUAUAACGGCCAGCAACCGCCACCUGCGAAUUACAACGCUUUAUACCAGAAUCCGGUCAAACCUUCGAAACACGUGUUGCUGCCUUCGCCGGAAUCGUCGUCUUACGGUGAUUACUACACCGAUAUCGGCAAACCAUCGUAUUGGAAUAAACAAAACAGCAAUUUAUGGAAUCGAGGGAUGUCGAAUUCGUACUACGCACCUCCCCCUCCUCCCCCGCCGCCACCUCCUCCUCCGCCGUUACCGCCAUCGUCGUCUGCGUCAUUCGAUCACGAUAAAAUGCAGCAGAAAAUGGCCCCAGGGGUCCAUCAGCAUGAACAAAACGCAGCGGCAGCGGCUCAACGCGGCAUAUUGUUCAAUCGACUGCUCGAUCAUCGAAGUCGAACCAUGUACGAUGCGGGUUACCUACCAAAUUACCAUUAUGGGCGACCUCCGCCACCGCCUUUGACUGCCCAAAGUCAUAAAAAUCCGGCCGUGGUUGCAGCUGCGGCGUACUACCAGUCUUACCAAGAUCGUGAAAUUUACCAAGAUUAUAAUGGGACUGCUCAUACCGCUCGAGCUCCUCCCCCACCGGCGUCUUCGUCGAUGCAAAACUCCAAUAGUUACCAAUCUCUUCCGUUGUAUAAUGUACAUUACGUCGAUCCCAGUGCCAGUGCGGCCGCUGCUGCUGCACAUGCAGCCGCCGCAGCGGCAGCUCACAAAGAUACCAAAGAUUCGAAGGCUGAAGAAAAUAAAAACCGAUUGUUGGAUAAGAAUCCGAAUCUGGAUGUAAGAGAGUUCCUGUCUACGUGGGAUGAUGUCGAGGAUGACAAAGCACCCGAACCUGAGACUCCGGUCAUUGUGUUGGAUUGCACGUCGUUGGAGGCUGAAGCUUUGGCCAAAGUUAAAGAAAAACUGGCUGAGAACAUUGCCACUGAUUGUAGUCCAGUUAACGAGACCCCCGCAGCUAUUGAAUUCAAUUCGCACGCGGGUAAUGCGACUGUUCUCAAAGUCAUAGAUGAUCAGAUCGUCUCACCUCAUACCAGUGUGAUUCAAGAAAGUGUCGAGAAUUCAUUCGCAGCAUCUUCGAAAAAAGAUAAAACAGAUCAUCAUGCUGCUGAUAAGGCUCAUCAUACUGAAUCUAGUCAUAACGAUGGUUACAAUAUGUGGUAUGGUGGGGCCAACACCACUGGCCCUCCUGCAUCGUCUCAGCACAAGAAGAAAGAUGAUUUAUCCUACGAUCUGGUCGAGAUGACUGAACGUUUUGUCAACACAGUUGAUAAAUUAUUCGGCGAUGAGAAAAGCAACACUAAUGAAAGAGAACCACCCCACUACUACGAUGCCCAUAACCAUCAUCACCAUCAUCAUCACAAAGAAUCUGCUGAUAAAACCGCCGAAGAUGAAUGGAACAUCAACUUCAACUAUAAACGUAAUAAAUCUGCAACUGCUCAUAGUGGUAUAGCUGUACCUGAACCUAGAUACAGCAGACCUACCAAAGAAGACCUGAUUCAAGGCUGCAAAAACUACCCAGAUGAACCAGACAAGAAUGUCUCGUGCAGCUUUAAUCUGCAAAAGACCAGCAACGACUUGAAAUUCUCCGUCAAUUAUUCCAAGCAGACUGAAUGCUAUUCAACCAGGGUACAAGACUACUCUGUCAAAACAUGUAAAAACCCCUCCAGCAACAUCAGCAGUAGCCAUGAGAAAGCUGAAAGAGCUUAUAAGCAACCUUGUCAGCAGCAGAGAAUGGAAGACUACUCCUAUAAAAACUAUUACAACUCGUACUACUACAAUAACCCCAGCUACGAGUAUAUGCAAAUGCAUAGUAACGUCAAAGAAUGCACUUACGAUGUUGAGAACAUCGAUCGUGAAAUAUGCAAUGAUAACGCCAGUGACAUCACUUUAGUCAAAGCAGAUCUUGAAAAAUCCCUAAAAGAGAUCACUCACCAGUUCAGUUACCAAAAGAAACUAGAAAAUAGUGAAAAAGAGUUACCCAAAGAGAAAACUCCCCCACCUGCGUACGAUUACCACCACCACAAUACCCACAACUACCUCGAUGACAACACCAGUCCUACCAAAAAUGACUCGCUCGAGAUGCACAAGUUGGAUGAUACCAACACCUCAACCACUCCUAGCUCUGAUAAUGCUGCUGAAAGCUCUGUUCUGGCUACCAGUGUGAUCCAAAAAACUGGAUCAUGUAACGAGAAACCAAUCUACGAUGAAAUCAGAGACGAGUCGUACAAUGAGAAUAGUAUGCUGAGUAUGCCUUCUUUGUCACCUCCUUCUACCUCAGCUGCUGAAAACAGAUCAGUCGGUGGUGGUGUUGAAUUAACAUUGAAUGAUGUCUACGACGAUGAGGUGAUUUUUGACACAUUGGAUAAAUCUUCCCAUCAUGAAGAGCAGCAACCUACCAGCGAUGAAAACUGCUUGAAUUUUUUGAAUAUUGUGAAAAAUGAUGAUAAAAGGGAAAGCGUCGUGUAUCCGCUAAAUUUAGCCAUAACCAAAGAUAAAGAUCAUGUUCAAAGUGUAGUCAAGUUCACCAAUACUGUUGUUGAUAACCCAGAUGACAAAAUUGUCAAUACAGCUAAAGAACCUGAUACAGUAUCCAAAGUAGAUGAUGGGUAUUAUUCGGUUGAAAAUCAUUAUGAUAAAGAUAGCAGAAACGAAUUUGAUGGUCAUGAUUUAGAAAAUGAAAUGAAAACUCCAGUAACCCAGCAGCCAACUGAAGAUAGCCAAAAAACCAUCUACAAAACGUGCAUUGUAUCCAGAGAACAAUACGAACAGCCUGCUAUUCAACAAAGUCAAGAAUUACCUCACAUCACCAAUGAUCAUUCUGUACCUAAAUCAACACCUGAUGAGAAUACAUCAAACUUGACUGAUUGUGUUUCAAAUCCAACUACAACUCCACCAAUUGUUGAAUCAAAUCACAUAUCUGGUAAUGAUGCCAAGUCACCAGAGUGUGAUAACGAGACAUUAUCAGAUCCAGAUAGUCGUGAUAAAACAACAACCGAUGAUGUUAAUAAAUUCAAUAAUUCAUCGACAGAUGAAGAAAAAAUGUUGAAAAGCUCGAAAUUCAAGAAAUACAAAAAACACAAGAAGAUGAAAAUCAAAGAAUUGCAGAUCCUGCAGGAAACUGGUUCGGUUAUCAAAGAGAACGGAAAUGUUACCAAUUUCAAAAACAUGUUCCCCAAUAUUCGAGCCUGUGAAGCAGACGAAGGAGGUUUCUCGAUGAAAAUGAAAUUUAUUCGUAAUAAAAAUUCUGCCGAAAAUGAAUAUCAAGCAACCAAAAGUGAGAUGAAUGGGCAUACUUUGGUGACUCGCUCGUUGCCUGUUCUUGUGACUGGUGACGAAAUUGAUGACCUCGAAACUGAUUUUAACAACAUCAAGAAGCGUAAAUUCACCAGUUGUGUCAAAGAUGCUGAUUUACCAGUCAAAAAACGCAAACAAGGAAUGGUCGGCAUUGAUCAGAGUUUUACAGACAGUGACAAAAAUCCUCAGACUAAAGAAAUAGAAAGUGCACCACCAUCACCUCCACCUAUUCUGGACUCUGUAGCUGCCCCAGUUGAAGAUAUUGCAAUGAAGACUCUAAUCGAGCCUACGUCUGAUGGCUCUAAUGACAAGUUUUCAUUAAAUGGGAAGCACCAGGUGGAUUUGAAAAAUGUUGAGUUUUGCGAUGAGAAAAUUACUGUUGAGAAUGAACCCAUGUUGGUGGAAAAGACAACAAUGGAGAUGGAAGUGUCACUAGUUUUGGACUCAAAUAAUGUUCAUCGUCGUCAAAAGAUGAAAAAGAAACAUAAAAAGGAUAAAGAUAGAGUAAAAAGUAAAAGCAGCAAGAAACAGAAGAAAAAGUUGGAAAAGCUGUUCAGAGAGAGGCGGAAAUUAUCUUCUUACAUUGAUGAUACUGAUGCAUUGAUGUCACCAGAGCAGACAAUGUUGAGUAAUGCAUUGGAUGACCCUUAUAAAUUUGGUUCUUCUGGUUCUGACCACCAAGAUCAUAGUUGGAAUCAUGAUGAAGCUAAAGAAACACAUGAGCAUGCGAUACAAGAGAACCAUCACGAUGUAAAUGUCAAAUAUUCUGAAGUUGCAGGCUCAAAUACCAUCAACUCUGGCAACUGUGAUGAAGAUCCAAGUGUUUCUCUUGUUGACAAUGAUCAGAUCAUCAGAAAAGAAACACUGGUCAACAAUUGCAAUUACACCUCUGCAUCACCUGAUGACUCAACAGCCAUUCAAAAAAGUCCUUGCUCAACAACUGUGCCCCCUGCCAAAAGUAUUCCCAUAUGUGUGAAUUCUGAUGAAAAAUUGACUCAUUCGAUGACACAAAUCAACGCUCAAGAGAAUAAGCACGAAGCUACCCAGUCACACAAAAAAUAUAAUCGGCAGGAGAAGCACACCUCAUCUGAUAGUGAAAAUUACACCUCUCGUUCACGCAAAAAGCUCAAAUCAUUCCAUAAACGAGCUUUCUCCGAUGACGAUGAGCGCCGUGUGCCAUCUAGUAUCACUUUCAAUCCUGAAUUCAUCUGUAAGAAAAGAAUAAAUUCCGUUAUCUCGUAUUCAACUCAUCCAACAUCACCUGAGAUUGAUGCUGAUCUUGAUACUUUGCCAUCAAAUAACCACAGCUUACUGGAUGAUCACUCAGAGUUGAACUUCAAUGACGAUGAGAAUCCAGCUUCAACUCUGACAAGAUCUCCUCAAGUGGCUGAUAUCGAGAAAAGCCUUCAGAGUCCAGCGAAACUGUCGCCAAAGCUUGCCAUUUCUUCACCUCUUCAGUCACCUAAUGAGUCAUGUGCACCUGUUUGGCCGCCUGAUUUGCCCAACGAAUCAGAUUCUGUGCAUGACCAAUCAGUCUCAUCACCUGCUGAGUCACUACAUGAAUCGAGAUCUAUCUCUUCGCCUCCUGAGUCACUUCAUGAGUCAGAACCAGUUACAUCGCAUCCUGAACCACUUCAAGAUUCGGGUGUUGUUUGCGACCAACCUGUGAUUUCACCUCUGCCAUCGCCUCACGAAUCAGAUACUUUUUAUGACCAACCAGUUACCUCUGUGAGAUCUGAUUUAUCAGAGCUGACAACUGUUACUGAUCAAGAAUCGAUUAAUAUGGUUGAAAAUCAGCCAGAGGUUUCAAUCAAAGACACCGAAUCCGAGCUGAACAUUCAUUCUGCUCAUCAAAGCCCUCAAAUUUCACCAUCUAGUUCGCCUAUUCGUGCUGAAAACGAAGAGGUACAGACUGAGCAAUACAAGGACAUUGACUCACAUCCUAAAAUCAUCACAGAUGAGCUUGAUGAAUUACCUCACGAGGAACCACCUUCCCAAAUCGAUGACCAAAUCAGUGACACUAAAAUAUCCUCCCCUUGUUGGUCUAAAGAACCUUCACCACCACCUCCUCGAUGUGAAUCGCCACAAGAAGUAAAUAUCGAUAAAACUACCGAAGAAAAUCACUCUCCAUCUUGUGACAAUUCGCCUAGAAAAAUGAGCGUGGACGAAACUGUCGAGGAAAAUCACUGGUCUCGUGAAAAUUCUCCUAGAAAAACAAAUCUUGACGAAACUGUCGACGAAAAUCACUCCUUAUCUUGCGAAAAUUCACUUCAAAUCAACGUUCCCGAAACUGUUGAGGAAAAUCACGCUUGGUCUUGCGAAAAUUCACCUCGAAAAAUAAACGACGACGAACCUGUUGAGGAAAAUCAUCGCUGGUCUCGUGAAAAUUCACCUGUAAAAAUAAAUGACGACGAAACUGUCGAAGAAAAUCAUCUAAAAUCUUGCAAAAAUUCUCCCGCUAAAAUGAACGAAGACGAAAUCGAACCUGUUGAAGAAAAUCAUCCUAUGUCUUGCGAAAAUUCACCUCAGAAUAUAAACGUCGAUGAACCUACCGCAGAAAAUCACUCCUGGUCUUGUGAAAAUUCACCCCACAAAGCAAACGUAGACGAAUCGGUCGAAGAAUAUCAUCCCUGGUCUUGUGAAAAUUCGCCUCGAACCAGUUUCGUCGAAGAAUACGUUCCUCAGCCCAUAUCCUGGUCUCCUGGUCCGAUCGUUGGCGAAUGUAUAGUCGAAACGAGUCACAACGAUGAGGAGGACGAGGAAGAAGAAGAUGCUGAUGAGGAGGAGGAGGAGGAGGCUAUCGAAGAUACCACCAACUGGUGUCAAAGCUCACCUUUCCAUCUAGACAGUAAUAUCGAUCACGAAGAAGCCAUUUCAAAUGCACCAGAUUUAGACAAAUGUGAUUGGUCGAACGAUAUUACACCAGUCAUAUCUGAAGACGAAGAAGAAACUCAAAUCCAAUCACGUGUUUCUUCCCCUAGUUACGAACCUGAAACUACCUCGACGAAUAGAUCUCCUCCUAGUUCCCCUUAUCGAUCAGAUAUCGAGUCACCUAAAAGAUCAUCGUCAUCUUCGUCCUCUUCUAGUGACUCUGAGCAGUCUGAUGUCGAAUACGAAUCCAGACGUAAACGACGACGUAGCAGUAAAGCCAGCUCAACUAAAUCAUCAUCCAAAGCAUCUGAUCCCGAUUCAUCCGACGAAGAUGAAACUUACCAAAGACGUCGAACGUCGUGCAGAAAAUGCAGCUCGGACGACGACGACGACGAAGCGAAAAGCCCUUCGAAAGAUGACUCGGGAGACGAAUCGUCAUCAAUUUGCGAAGACGACUGUGUUAAUAAAUUAGACGACGAUUUGUUCAAUAUUCCCAGCGUAGCUCCGACUCCUCAUUGUGAUCUGAAUAAGGAAGAAGACGAAUUGGACGAAUCGACCGAUACGUUAAAAGAUUGCGAGAAAUUAUCGGUUAUAAAUAGCAAAGCGCCUUCACCCAAUUGCGAAAUACACGAGGAAGAGCUCUCGUCCACGUUUUGUAAUAUUUUAAACGACAACGUAAUCGUCAACAGUCACUUAUCAGUAGAAAGACCCUACUACGAAUCGGACCACAGCAAUAUAUCGAGUGUGGCACCUUCGCCAAAAUGCGACAUAAUCGAUGGCGUAUUGCUCGACGACACGAGCCAAAUAAGCGACGGCUUCGGUUUCGAAAAAAGCUUCGCUCAAAGCACAAUCCCGAUAACAACGCAACCAAUAGCAAUUGAGGAGACCACUACAACGACUACCACCACCACAACGACCAUCAUUUACGAAGAAGUACCUUCGCUGCGCGAAUUAGCCGCCAGUGCUUUGGCCAAGCUGAGCAUCGGUUCGGUGCCCUCGUUUAACAGGAGUAACCUGUUAGAAGUAUGGGUAACGCCGGAACGAACCGAAAUCAUUAUCCAUUCGGAAGAUAACGAACCUGGCCAGACUGAUUUGGUGAUCAAUGAUAAUCAAGUAAUGAUCACAGACGCGUACGGCGACGACGACGACGUCAACAUAGCUACGAAUUUCGAUCAAAUUAAAGAAAUAGCUUUCGAUUACUCCGCCAUAGGUAUCGAGUCGUCGAUCGCCUGCGCUGCCGCAGCCAACGAACGCGAUAAAAUCGCCGCCGACGAAGAAGUACAAUGCCAGUGUUUGAUCAUCAGCAGCGAAGAGUCGAUAGUUUGUCUCAGGUGUUCGUUGAAUUCGUCUAUUAUCGUUAACCAAGACUUAGACAUCGAAAGUAAUCACUACGAUGUCGAUAAACCCACCGAUAACGAUAUAGUCUACGCUAACGAACAGAUAAGCUACUAUCAAGAAACCGUUCGCGAAGAUUUCAGCGACUCUUCGACAUUCACUUCGGUCAAUUGUAUCGAAGACUCGUUCGUCGAUCACAGAAUCACCGUAACUCCCGAACACCCUGCCACCAUCGAAGAAGCUGUCGAAACCGAAUUCGUACCAAUCAGCGAAGCUGCCACACAAACGAUAGAAGACCAGCAAGCCGACAUCGAAGUAGAAAACAUCACCGACUCGAGCCCAUCCUCAGACUCAGCUUCUCGUAACCCUCGACACGUUCAACUAAAAGUCCAACUACCUUGGCAUAAAAUUUUCAACCUAAAUCAGACCAACGACACGUCAUCGCAUCAAUCUGAUCAAAAAAUCCUAGAACUUGGUCCGGCUAAAAUACAAGUUCGUCUAUCUCCCGACGAUCCCAGUGUUUUGAAUUUAAUCGAUUUACAACAAGAACGAGUCUCGCCUGUAGUUAAAGUCAAAAGACUCGUACUCCAAAGAGCCUGCGACGUAACGGAAAAAUUCGCCUCAGAAUCGACCCAAACAACUAAUCAUGUUUCUCGACGAGGUUCCCCCGACGACGACGACGUCGACUUCAAUAAAAAUAAACUCAUUAGUAGGCUACCCAAAAUGGUUAUCAAAAAAACCAACUUCAAAGAGUACAAAAGUUUCCUCCAGUCGAAUACGCUGCAACCUGUAGUCAAAUUAUAUAAAAAUAAAAGCCUCGAUGAAUUAGCCCGAAAGAUGUGUAAACUGAAGAAUUAUUCGAUAAAUUUGCAACAACUCAAAUCGUUCUCGUUUCCUGACGAUGUUGUACGAACCGAUCCAGUGACUGAUCAGAGAAAUGGUGAUGAGGAUUUGAGACCAGUCGACCUCCAAGCUAACUCAAAAUGUCAUCGAGAUGAGGCUGUGAAUCCGGCUAUUCCGGACGUGUCAUCGAAACGUGAUCUAGCACCGAUACCGGAAUCGCAUCAUUGUCUACUGUGCCAUCGCAGUUUCCCAUCCGAAGACUCGUAUCGAAUUCAUAUAAAAGGUAGAUUUCAUCGGCACCUGGAGCUAACGCAGAGGAAAACCAUUCACGCCAUGUAUCGACAUUUUACCGGCCACAUUUGUCCGCGAUUGCGACCGCUCAGCGCCAAAGAACGCAAAAAAAUGAAGUGGAAGCCGAGGAGCUCGAACGUAAAUCAUUUUUAUCACGAAAAAACUCCGCUGCAGAUUGCCUUACAUAAGUCAGUGUUCGAAAAUAAGCCGGACGCGGAAUGUACGAGUUGAAGAUCCAUCGACGUUAUACUAAAAUCUUUGUUGGUUUUUCAUCUUCAUCAUUGUUCGUCGUCGUCGUUUUCUUCUUCAAUCAUCGACCUAUCGAGAACCACCGAAUUGCAGAGCUUAAUCAGAACAAUAACGAAAAGUUUAAUCAAAAUGUCUAAGAUUUAUCGGAUAUUUGUGAUCUGUGUUUGAUAUUUUUUUACUAUUUUUUUUCUUUCUUGUUUUCCUCUCUCCUCUGUGUACGUAUCUCAGCGUUUUAAGUGAGUCGAAUUAGCGAAUCAUACUUAAAUUAUCUGUAUUCUGUUUCCAAGAAGGUUAUAUACGAAUUGUUUUUUUUUUAUAGAAUAAUUUUUAAUUUUUUUUUUUUUUUGUCUGUCAGUGUUGGUAAAUUUUUUAACGUAUGGAUUUAUCGCGUAAUUCCUCAUUUUUUUAUGCUGAGAUGGUAGGUAAUGUGUAAAUAGUGCAAAUUUUUAAACCAAAGAUUCAUAUCUUUUUUUGUUUUUCAUUUUGUUUUUGUUUUAUUUUAUCUAUUCGAUUUUAAAAGUUGUUUUAUCUUUUUACUAUACAUAACUGAUUUUUUUAUUCUUGCUCAAAUUUUAAAAUUAUUCGAUCGAGUUUUAACUACGGGACCAAAGGUAUACAUAUGCGAGGAAUUCCUAUUUUAUGUUCAUUUCUUGUUGUACUACCUAUGUAAAAUUUUACGUACGAGCUUAUUAAUUACUAUGUUAAAUUGGCGCGGUGGUGGUGAAUGCUUUCUCUGUGCCAUGACCAGCUUCUGAAAGUGCCAUUGUAGAAAUUUGUUUCUGUUUUGUUUUAUUAAUUUGAUUUGUUCUGAUGGAUUGGGUUUUGUGCUGCUAAAAUUUGUAGAUGGAUAACGACAUUUUUAUUAUAAUUUUUUUUUUUUUCGAAAAAAAUGAACCACUUUUAUGGGUAUUAGAUAUAGGUUGAAAUAUUAGUUUUUAAGGUUAACUUGAAUUUUACUGGAAUGGUUACCGACUUGGUCGAUAAAAUAAGCCAUUUAUUAGACGAUGAUAUUUUCCAAAUGAUAAGCUACCCAGUCAACCGUUUAAUGUAACCGUAAAUACCCGCAUAUUUAAGUUCCUCCUUACAUGUAUAGACACAUUACGUGUAUUCUUGUUAGGUAUGUACUUUUUUCACAACGGUUUAAUUUUUUAAAAAUAUUGUUUCGUUUAGUUGGGUCUUUUUUAACCCUUUGAUGACUAGGAAAUUAUUGUUCAAAAGAGUUGUUUAAAGAAAAAAAUUAAAAAUUAAAUUACAGUUCUGUAAAAAAAAAAAAAAAAAAUCGGUUCAGUACUAUUUUUGAAAAUGGAGAAAUUGCUCGGUUUUCCAAAGGAAAUUUUAAAUGAGGAAUAAAAAAUUCGAAAUGUUUUCUGCAUAAAACAUUUUAAAAAUCUCGUGUGAAUUUCGCAGAGUUUGAAAAAUUUUUAUUUUUAAAUUCAAGUUUCAAGAUUGUAAAUCACAAAUCACAUUCGACUAUUUAAAAAAAUUUUAAAAUAGAAAAAAAUGUUGUUUAUAAAACAGUUGACCAUCUAUUCUGAUUUUUCCAUUUUUUUUUUUUCUUUUAAAUUUGUUCACGAAUAAAAAUUGGCAUUACUCACUUCACCCCUCCCCUUUUGAAUAUGGAAAAUUCUGCCAUCGAAUUUUUCUUAAAUGGAAAAAUUUACAUUUUGGAAGAUUGCUGAACUUACAAUGUUAAGUAGGUACAUGAAACACAAGUUAAUUUUUGAGUACUUUUAAUUAAAAUCGAUACAUCACAAUUCACAGAAUAUCUUUUCGAACUAUUAAUUUUAUCCUUAAAAUCAGAUUCCCUGAUGAAAAAUUAAUCAUGAUCGAAAAUCGAAUAAUCUAACCCUGAAAAUCGAUUCAUUUGCGAUUUGCGAUUUUCGAUUCUAUAGAAAACUUCCGGACAUUUCUCGAUCAAAAUCGAUAACAAUCGAAGAUCGAUUUAUCGGUCGCUAAAAAUCGAUUUAUUAGAGAUUUUUUUUAUCUUAUGUGAUCGAUCAUGUUGGAAAUGAAAAAUUAAUUUUAUAUAUGAAGAGUGAUAUUUCAAAACUCGCUUUGUCCAUUUUUAUCAAAAUUGGGUUUUCAGUGGUACCUGGUAGAUGAAGUAUUAACUCAUAUUCCUACAUCAUCAACCUACCAAAAUGAGGCCUUAAACUCACCUAAAUAGCCAAUUCACUAAAAAUUAAAAAAAAAUAAUGUUCCAAAACGUGUUUUGUCCAUUUUUAUUGAAAUUUUUUUUCAGCAGUAUUUAAGUGGAUGAAAUGUAUACCUACACUCCUACAUCAUAAAUCCACCCAAAUAAAGAGCUAAACUCGCCUAAAAAGCCAAUUUACCCGUUUAAAGGGAAACUGUUUUUCCUCUCUCCUGAAAAGUUGUGAAAAUGGACAAAGCGAGUUUUGGAAUAUCACUCUUCAUAUGCUUGAAAAUCGAUUGAUCUAACUCCAAAAAUCGACCCAUUUGCGAUUUUAUAUUUUAAUCUCUAUAAAAAAAUUUCCACAAUUUUUCGAUCAAAAUCGAUCAUGGUCGAAAAUCGAUUUAUCGGUCGCUAAAAAUCGAUUUAUUUGCGAUUUUUUUUAUCUCAUGGGAUCGAUCAUGUUGGAAAUGAAAAAUCAAUUUCAUGCUCGAAAUUUGAUUUCAAGAUCAAAAAUCGAUCAUGGUCGAAAAUCGAUUUAUCGGUCGCUAAAAAUCGAUUUAUUUGCGAUUUUUUUCAUCUCAUGGGAUCGAUCAUGUUGGAAAUGAAAAAUCAAUUUCAUGCUCGAAAUUUGAUUUCAAGAUCAAAAAUCGAUCAUGAUCGAAAAUCGAUUGAUCUUACUCCAAAAAUCGAUCCAUUUACGAUUUUCUAUUUUAGUCUCGAUAAAAAAUUUCCGAAAUUUCUCGAUCAAAAUCGAUGAUGAUCGAAAAUCGGUUUAUCGUUUCCUAAAUAUCGAUUUAUUUGCAAUUUUUUUUUUUUAUCUUAUGUGAUUGAUCAUGUUGGAAAAUGAAGAAUCAAUUUUAUUUAUGCUCGAAGAUUGAUUUCAAGUUCAAAAAUCGAUCACGUUUGAAAAUCGAUUAAUCUAAUCUCAAAACUAGACUAAAGUUGAAUUUUUCUAUCAAAAUCGGCGAUGAUCGAAAAUCGUUUGAUCGUAUCCUAAAAAUCGAUUUAUUUACGUUUUUCUUUCAUCACUUCCUAUCGAUUAUGUUUGAAAUUCAAGGUCGAUUUCAGGCUCAAAAAUAGACUUUAAGAUCAAAAAUCGAUUCAAUUUCGAUUUUCGAUCCUAAUUCAAAAUCGAUGAUGAUCGAAAAUCGAUAAAUUGAAUCCUGAAAAUCGAUUUAUCUGCAAUUUGUUUUACCUCGUACACGUGUCAAAAUAGAAAAUGUGCUUCACGAUCAAAAAUUCAUCAUCAAAAAUCGAUUAAUCGAAUCCCCAAAAAAUCGAUUUACAAUUUGCGAUUUUCUAUUUCGUAUAUGAUCGAUCAUGUUUGAAAUGAAAAUCAAUUUUACCCUCACAGAACUCAACUUUUCAAUCGAGAUCGAUCAUAAUCGAUAAUCGAUUUUCAGAAAUCGAUUUAUUGGUGGUUUUCAACUCCACAUGAUCGAUUAUGUUUGAAAUGAGAAAAUCAGUUUUUGCCUCAAAAGUACCGAAGUAGACUCCCAAAUCGAGAUUGAUCACCAUCGAAAAUCGAUUAAUCGAAUCCUGAAAAUCGAUUUAUCCGCAAUUUGUUUAACCUUAUAGGCUCGUACACGUGUCAAAAAUGAAAUUCACGAUCAAAAAUCGAUUAUAAUCGAAUCCCUCAAAAAAUCGAUUUACAUAUUUGCGAUUUUCCAUCUCGUAUGAGGUUAUGAUCGAUGAUAUUUUUAAAUGAAAAUGAAUUUUAACCUCACAGCAGAACCAAACUUCUCAAUCGAAAUCGAUCAUGAUCGAUAAUCGAUUAAUCGAUCUUGAGAAAUCGAUUUUUUGGUGAUUUUUAAUCCCUGCAUGAUCGAUUAUGUUUGAAAUAAAAAAUUAGUUUUUGCCUCAAAAGUAGACUUCCCAAUCGAAUGAUCACGAUCGAAAAUCGAUUAAUCGAACUCUAAAAAUCGAUUUAUUUGCGAUUUUCGAUCCCAUAUGAUCGAUCACAUUUUUUUUUCUCAGAAGGCAAUGAGCAACAUAUUUUGAAAAUUGAUUUUUUGUUUGGUCGAUUCAUUUUUCGAUUUUCGACUGUAUACGUAUCAUGAACAGUAAUUGAUCUUUUCAAAGUUGUAUUAAUUGUUUUUAUUUUGCUAGGAUGAAACUGAUUAAUUUUUUUUCUAUUUUUUCGAUCAUUUUUGGAAAAUUUGAUAUCUUAUUAUGAUUGUAAUUGAAAAUUGAAAAUCGAUCGAUCGAUCGAUCGAAAUUCGAAUUUGAAAAAACAGGGUAAUUUUAAUCAAUUGUUUUCAAACAAGAAUAAAGACAAAUUUGAAAAAAAGUCAAUCCUUGUGAAUCGAAAUCAAAAAUCAAAAAUUCGGUCAGUUGAAAAAAUUAAUUUUCUAAAGAUGGUCUUUUUUGACCAAAAAAAACAACAAUUUUGGGAAGUUUUUACCAAACAAGAAUAAAAAUUAAACAAUUCAAAACAAGACAUAAUUUCCAAUAGGAUCUGUGAUCGAUCAUUUGAGAUAGGAAAUGAAUUGAUUUUGAAGCUCAUCGAUCGAAUAAUUCUCGAUCAGGAUCAAUUUUUGAUGAAAAGAAGUCUAAUUUUGAAAUUAGAAUUGAUUGUUCAAUUCAAACAGUCUUCUUAAAAUAUCAAUUGGAAAGAUUUCUUUGCAAGUAUUCCAUAUACAUGAUAAUUCUAUUUCUCUUUCCCUCUCCUUUCAAGUACAGAAAUUAUGUAAUCAUUUUUACCAGAUCACCAAAAAAAAAAAAAAAAGGUAAAAAUCAGAGCAUCUGAUUUCUUUUUUUGGGGGGGAUCAAUAAUUUUUAACAUGAUAAGUCUUCAGCAAAUUUUAUUUAUUUUUAAUAAAUUCUGUUUUUCAAGUAUAUGAAAAAUGUUUACAAUCUCAAAUUUUCAAAAUCAAAAAUGAUUCUAUUUUUUAAUAAAAUGAAAAAUUCCUUUAAAAUUUGUGAUUCUGAUCUCCAAAAUAUGUAAAAAUGACGAAUUAUAGUUAGGUUCAGUUUUUCCCACCACAAUCCUUGAUUUCUGAUUCUUUGUUGGAAUUUCGUUUUGAAACAUGAGUAGGUCUAGGUAUCUCAUUUUGAAGUUUGAUCUACGUAUAUUUUCCCAUUUCGAAAGUCAGAAUUGAACCGAAUCUAUUUUUUUAUAAAAAUUGUAAGCCAAGUGUUUUAUUACUUAGAUCAUUUUUUAUGAACACUCAAAUUUCAUUCGUUCAAUAUUGUUCCAUGCUCCAAAAGGUUGAAGGAUUAUUGAAUUGAAAAAAUUAUAAUCUAAAUAAUAUUAGCCAAGUUUUUUUUUUUUUUUUUUUUUUUUUGUUAUUUAAAAUUAAUUUUUCAAACAUUGGAUGGAAUUGAAGAGAAAUGCAGCUGAAUAGUUAGAAUAAAUAUGUCUCGCAUUUCAAACAUUUUUUUACCGUAAUAUUUACUAAAAUGAUUAACACAUUACUUUGUUCCAAAACGAUCGAUUCUCACCUUUUAUGUAUUUUGUAUACAAUUAGAACUCGUGUGAAAACCGUUAAGUUAUUUGAGUUUAAAACCCUCACACAGUAUCCAGACUUGAAAGAAAACAAAUCAAACGAGUGUGAAUAUUCUACCGUCGCGCUAAUUUGAUACAAAAUGUUCAUUUUUCAUUUACAUUGGUUAAAUUUUCUUUCGUUAAAAAAAAGAAAGAAAAAGAAACAAAGACUAAUUUCAUCCAUAAUGAUUCAGUUGUUUCUACGUGUUAUUUUUAUUAAUAUAGGUAAUUUAUAAGAACUGUUAUCGGUAUAUAAUUUUUUUUCCUAUUUAUUAGAAUAAUUGUAUAAUUUUUAAAAUGAUCUCGAAUGAUUAUAUCAUGUACCAAAAUUGUUGUGUUGAACUUUCGUUAUAAUAUUUCGUAAUAUGCUUUCAUCCUUGUUUUAUUUUUCUUCAACCAUACCUCUACUAUGUACUAUAUCGAUUUGGUAUACGGAUUUUUUUUAUUAAAUUUGUAUACGACGAGUAAAAAAUUUCGAAAGGAUUAACAGACACGUUGAAUAUAAAAGUCUGAUUCAUGAUUAUGUAAUAUAAUACAUUUAAGCCUAAGUAACUGUAUUAUAAGUAGGUAAUAUGUAACUAUCUCUCUAGACAAUUUGUAUACGAGGGUGUUUUGUGAUUUAUUUAUAAAAAAAUUAUUCUCUCGAUUGUAAUUAGAUAUUUUAUUUAUUUCAUUAUUUCUCGAGCAUUCCUGAAAUAUUAUGUUUUUGAAAUUCCACGUGUUUCAUUCCACAUUGAAAUAUCAUCAUCGUGUGUUGUAUUUCUUUAUAUUUUUUUCCUAAACAUUUUGUACAUAGUCUAUUUAUGAUUCGUUUUACCUACCUAUACCUUAUUUAUGUCGUGUGUUUUUGUUUUUAUUUCUUUUUGGGAAUUUAAUUAGGUAUUUGAUAUAUUUUAUAUACGAGAUGUGGUAUACUUUUUUCUAAGUUUAGUUGCCUAGUUGGUGCGCAGAUAGGCGUUGAAAUGUUUAGAUUUUCCUGUAUAACCUUUUUUUCUUUCUUUCUUUAUUUUGUUGUUAGUUUUCUUCGUUUUUUUUUCAAUUUUUAAUUUUUAUUUAUUUAGUUACCUUUCGAUGUUAUUUUGUUGUUAUUAUUUAUUUCUGUCGAAUUUACCACGAUGUGGAAUAUUAAUGAUAAAUGUGUUAGUUGAUUGGAAUACAUUUUAGAGGUUAAUUAGGUAAUGUUUUAUUGUACGGAAAAGUGCAGGAAAUGAAAAAAAACUAAAAAACUUUCAAAUAUUUUAUAGGAUUUGAUUAUUCGUGUUAAAAUAUUGUACAUUGAUUUAGGUAGUUAAUUUUAUAAAGGGUUGGUUUUGUUUUUUUUUUUUUAUUUCGACUAGUCCUUGUUGGUCUCCUGUGCGAUAAACUUUCUCGUGUGUCGUUCCUGUUUUAUCCACAACAGCAUCACAUCAUCACAUAGUAGACUACCUAUUUUUUUUUUUUUUUUUUUGAAAAAUUUACGAACGCUUUCAAUACUAUGAGCUUAUUUUUUUUUUUAGUCUGAUGUACGAAGUUUAAAAGAUAAUAAAAAACCAUCGAGCUUAUAUAUUUAAACAGACUAUAGUAAUUUUAAAAGUUUAAUUUUUUUGGGUAUCUGUAUAGCCUAUAAGUUGGUCUUAUGGUGGUUUUGAAAAUUUUGUGAUCCCGAUACCGAGAUACCUUUUUUAUUUAUUUUUUUUCUGUUUUGUUUUGGCGCCUUUUUACAUAAUAGUCGGCAGUUACCGCUAAUUUUUCUGUUUUAUUUUACGGUUGGAAAUUACCUAUUAUUGUUGUUUUGGUUUUUUUUAUUUAUUUAAUUCCUUUUUCUUUCUCUUUUUUGUUGCGGUGUAUAAAUUUGAAUGAUGCGAUUCUAUAUUUUCUUCUGUAAUAAUGUGUAAUUCACAUGCAGGUUUUUAUUUUAAUACACUUUAUUGUGAAAAAACAGGGUGAUUUGCAAUUUGUAUCGUAUUUUGAUUUUAAUCAAAAUAAUAAAUGUGAUUUUAAACGUG
Messenger RNA from Planococcus citri (citrus mealybug), 17646 nucleotides. RefSeq lists its product as uncharacterized. The record is from RefSeq and is a predicted model, not a curated record. The transcript has 4 exons. Lineage: Eukaryota; Metazoa; Arthropoda; Insecta; Hemiptera; Pseudococcidae. The coding region runs from base 588 to 10022 and encodes 3144 amino acids.